Phyllopteryx taeniolatus (common seadragon) is the source of this 5627-nucleotide messenger RNA. RefSeq names its product NDRG family member 4 (gene ndrg4). The record is from RefSeq and is a predicted model, not a curated record. The transcript has 18 exons. Gene Ontology annotation, cellular component: cytoplasm. The coding region runs from base 16 to 1401 and encodes 461 amino acids. Gene Ontology annotation, biological process: brain development; positive regulation of ERK1 and ERK2 cascade; signal transduction. Lineage: Eukaryota; Metazoa; Chordata; Actinopteri; Syngnathiformes; Syngnathidae.
GCGUGAAACGGUUAAAUGCGUUUGAAUAGCUGGACUGCGGUUCUUCCGAGUCACCAGCCACAUAUCAGUACUUGGUUACUGCCCAGGAUGGCGGGGAUGAAGGAAAAGCAGUUCCCUGAGGAAAAGCCCUUGCUCCCUGAGCAGCGAGGAACUGAUCCAGACUUGCAGGAGAAAGGAGAAGAGGCAUUAGGAGGGCAGCCAUGCCCUUCGAGCGUGAAGCCCUUUAACAACCCCGCUUCCCACAGUCGUCCUACUCAUCGUUGGCAUGUCAUCGCACGGCACUGGCUCCGCCAGACCCGCCAUCGGACGAGCGGGACCCUUCCGGAGAGCUGUGAACAACUGAUGCCAGUAGGCGAUUGGAAGGAACAUGAUGUUGAGACCCCUUAUGGGAUGCUGCAUGUGGUUAUCCGCGGGGCACCCAAAGGGAACAAGCCUGCUAUUCUCACCUAUCAUGAUGUGGGACUGAACCACAAGCUGUGCUUCAACACUUUCUUCAAUAAUGAGGAUAUGCAGGAGAUCACCAAGCACUUUGUGAUUUGCCACGUCGACGCGCCGGGACAGCAGAUUGGAGCGUCACAGUUGCCACAAGGGUAUCAGUAUCCCACUAUGGACCAGUUGGCUAGUAUGCUGUCCACUGUGGUGCAGCAUUUUGGAUUCAAGAGUAUCGUUGGGAUUGGCGUUGGAGCUGGAUCGUACAUCCUGGCCAAGUUUGCUCUGAUCUUCCCUGACCUUGUGGAGGGUUUGGUUCUGCUCAACAUUGACCCCAAUGGCAAAGGUUGGAUUGACUGGGCUGCCACAAAGCUGUCAGGACUGACAAGCGCCCUGCCAGAUACUGUACUGCCACAUCUUUUCAGUCAGGAGGAGCUGAUGAACAACACCGAGCUGGUGCAGAGCUACCGGCAACAGAUCAACAACACCAUCAACCAGUUUAACUUGCAGCUUUUCUGGAACAUGUAUAACAGUCGGAGGGAUUUGGAGAUGAACCGCAGCGGGACUGUGCUGAAUGCUAAAACCCUGAAGUGUCCGGUUAUGUUGGUUGUGGGGGACAAUGCCCCUGCGGAGGAAGGAGUGGUUGAGUGCAACUCCAAGCUUGACCCAACCAACACCACCUUCCUAAAGAUGGCUGACUCUGGUGGACUACCCCAGCUUACACAGCCUGGGAAGCUCACUGAAGCAUUCAAGUAUUUCCUUCAAGGAAUGGGCUACAUCGCUUAUGUGAAGGAUCGGAGGUUGAGUGGAGGGCCAGUGCCUUCCGCCAGUAUGACUCGUCUGGCUCGCUCCAGGACCGCCUCCCUGACAAGCGCCAGCUCCAUGGACGGGUCACGCUCUCGUGCCUGCACCCACUCCGACAGCACCGAGGGAGUUGGUGCAGUCACCCACACUAUGGAGGUUUCCUGCUGAGGUGUCAAAAGAAGAGGGGAGGAGGGGGUGGAGGGUACAGAGAGAAGCCAUAGGGGGCAACAGUAAAGAAGCCCGUAUUAGGGUAUUAAACAGUUAAUUAGAUAGGAUGAAGUAAAUACCCAUGAUCGCUCUCUCUGUCUUCAUCCUCUAGAUCCCUUAUCUGCUACAUUCUAUCUUCCUAUUGUAAAAGAUGUUAAUGUACAGUUACGGUCAGAAGUAUAAAGUACAUAACUCAUGGGGCAUGAAUGUCAUCUUAAUUUUGUACUUUUAAUGAUUGCUUUUUUUUUCUUUAUCAAUGGUGGAAUAAUUAGUCAAUUGACAUACAUCUUCAUUGAGUUUUGAAAACAAGAAUCUAAGAUAUACAUCCAUCCAUCCAUCCAUUUUCUUUACCGCUUAUCCUCAUUAGGGUCGCGGGCGUGCUGGAGCCUAUCCCAGCUAUCUUCGGGCGGGAGGCGGGGUACACCCUGAACCGGUCACCAGCCAAUCGCAGGGCACAUAGAAACAAACAACCAUUCGCACUCACAUUCACACCAACGGGCAAUUUAGAGUCUUCAAUCAACCUACCACGCAUGUUUUGGGGAUGUGGGAGGAAACCGGAGUGCCCGGAGAAAACCCACCCAGGCACGGAGAUAACAUGCAAACUCCACACAGGCGGGGCCUGAACCCCGGUCCCCAGAACUCUGAGGCAGAUGUGCUAACCAGUCGUCCACCGUGCCGGCUAAGAUAUACAUACCUAAAUCUUUCUAUAAAAGUUUUGAUGAAGGUUCUAGAAUGUCUUUCAAAUUGACAGGGCCAAGCCGUAUUAACUUCUUGUUGUGCAUCGUCAUGGAAUGCAGCAGGUCGUUUCUCUUUGCCAGCAUAAAAAUGAGUUGUAUGUCAGUACCCAUUGGAUUGACCAAAACUCAGAAACAUGUGAAUCAGAUCCAAUGAACUUGGCAAAGAUCAAAGAAGAAGAGAAAAUUGUUAACUUGUUAAGGUAAACUUAACAAAUAUUAGUGGGUUUUGUAGCCUUCUAUGUAUAAUUUUGACUUGUGGAUCAGAGAAAUUCAAAAUAAAUUUAAAUACGUGCACCCAAUUCUUGCUUUUAAAACUCAUUGAAGAUGAAAAGUUCAAAUCAUUCAUUCAACACCCCAAAUGUAUGAUACUCAUGCCCAUGAUGAGUGUUUGAAAUCUUCUAAUCGCAACUUUAUAUUGCUAUAGCCCCUUUCACCUUUGUAAUACAUUCCCCUCUAACUCAAUCUUGUUGCCCAGCAUUUAAAUUUGUACUCUUGACCAUCUCAUAGUUGUUUGCUAAGCAUUCCAUUAUUGGCUUGAACCCCUUUCACCCCCCCCCCCCCCCCCCCCCCCCCCAACACAUAAACACAGACACAUCAACCGUCUCUGUCGCCAUAUUCAAUAAAGAGCUUCUGAAGUAAUGAUAUGAAAAGGAGAAUGCGAAGAAGUCAAAGAACAAGUACGGGGUGCUAAAAUCUGUUUUGUAUCAGCACUUUACACGGUGGUCAUAGGAUGUCCAGAAUUUGACAGACAGCAGAACACAACCAACUAUGUUGUCCCAGGGGUGCUUAGAAUUGUGUGUAAUUGUAAGCUUGUUAGGGAACAACACACACGUACACACACACGCACACACAGUGAUAGGCCCAGAACAAGGACAGCUUUCCCCGUUUGGCCAAGUUGAGCAAACGUCAUAGGACUGGCCCUGCAGUAAGCACACCGAGCAAGAGGAUUUUUUUGCUCCAGCUGGAAAUACCAUCAUGACACAUCAGGCGAGCCUUCAUCCAGCCCAUAUCGAUGCUCGUGUGUUCUAAUGUGUACCUAUGUGUAAAUUUGUUGUAUAAGAUGUCCAUUGCCCAUGAAUAUAGUUUCUUUCCAAGCAUUCCCUCAUCCUUUGAUUUUUUUUUUUUUUUAAUUAUAGUACUGUACUGAAAAUAGAUCAGUGAUAUUAUCAACGACUAGUUGACGUCGACUUGACUUUCAUCACAUUAGUGUCAACUUGACAAAAAUCUGAGGUCGUGCAACCCUUUCUGUGUGUACUACCACUACAGGCUAAAGUCAGCUCAUCAUUUUUAUUUACUUGUUUUGAAUGACAUAUUUGCCAAAAAUGUGGCGCAACUAUAGCCAUGUACAAUAUAUUCAUCAAAAACACAAUUUUCCUGAUUUCCACAGUGAAAUAACAAUGCAUGAUUUGUGAGCUGAUGUUUAUACAUUAUGAUCGCAUCCUGAACAGAUAUUAACUUGACAUGGAAUUUAUUUACGCUGUUACUGAGAGCAGCUUUAAGAUAUAUGCCAUUCUAAGUCUAAGAAAUCCAUAACAGUAAUAUAGUAUAGAAUUGUAUUUGGUAACAUCUAUAUGUACGUGAUGUCUAAUCUUAGGGUGCUUUAGUAUAUGUAUAGUAUAUAUAUAUAUAUAUAUAUAUAUAUAUAUAUAUAUAUAUAUAUAUAUAUAUAUAUAUAUAUAUAUAUAUAUAGUCUUGUGUUAGGGUAUACAGUACAAUGUUAGACCUCACAUGUGGUUACUUCAAUAGAGCCAUGUUUGUAACUACCAUCAUCAGUCUGUAACUCCACUGCAUGGUUGUGGUUCUGGUUGUAGUCAACUCUGUGUGGUCCCCACGAUGACAAUUGCAUUCUGAUCCAAACCAAACAAGACCAGUGGGACUGAGGCCGAACCAGACUUGUCCCCUUCUUUUUGCUCGGUUGCCCACCACCAAAAAAAAAAUAAAAAAAUAAAAUCGAAACUUUUCCUUAUUGCAACUAGCCCCUCUCCUUAUAUGUACCAAAGUUACACAAACACACACGCACAUACACACUCCCACACAUAAAUAUAAGUAGAGUACUGAUACAAAAACUGCACGGGCUGGGUGUUGAAAGGGAACUGAGACCAGGAAAAAAAGCCGUAAAAAGUCAUACAUUAGAUUAGUCUUUUUUUUUUUUGUGUGUGUUCUGUAUAACCAUAACCUCAUUAGUAUAGUACAUGUACAAUAUUUAUUUAGAGCUUUAGAGUAGGGAAGUUGUGUGCUGUUGCCUGCUCUUAUACUGGACCGCAACGGUUUCCCUGUUUAUUGGAUUAAUAAUGUCCAACGGCGAUGGACCGUAGUCACCAAUGUCUCCUGUUACGGAAAUCCCGUGGUCAGGUCAGUCAUAGCAUUCAAUUGCUGAGGUGUGCACAUCUCUGAGAUGGCCUGUGAGAAGCGGGGCUGUUUUGGAGCCAUUUGGGCGCCAAGCUCAGAAUGUAGGGCAACCCCCGACCACCUUGAAAAAAUUAUUCCCACUCCCUAAAAAAAGGUGCCCCGAUUCUCACAGGUGAACCCAGUUGCACCCUAAAGGGCUAUCAGCUGAAGUCACUUUUAUGAAAACGUCUGCCACUGGAUGUGUUUCUGAGCACUGAGGGACUAACAAAGACAGAUAAGAGAAUGUGAUUUUAAUGAUGCCGGAGAGUAAAUUGACAUGGAAGGUUACAUUUUAAACUAUACAAUUCAUGUAAAUUCCCAUAUUCAUAUUCAUUAAAAAUGGGAAAUGGAGGCGUUAGGAUAGUAUAUUGCAUGGAAAACAAACACCUAAUUUUUUUGCAUGGAGUAGAGAGUUUGGACUGUAUAAAGACAUCCUUCAAGACAAACUGCCUUGGGGGCGGGGGGAUUACGGGGUAUGGUGUUCUCCUGAAUGUAUUUUGUCCCUUUUUUGAAGUGCUGUACAGUAUUGUCACCCCAAAACCUUAUCCUACCAGAAUUUCUACACUAUACUUUGUACAUUCAUGACUUCAUUAUUUCCCCUGUAAAAGUAGUGAAGGUGACUAGUUCUUUGGCACUGAAGGAAUUUAGACUUUGGCCCUCCUUGCACUUGUAGAUAUUUUUUAUUUCUAGAGCAGGUUACUAAGACCCAACACUGAUGUUACUUUAUAGUGAAAUUUAUGUUCUUGCCUUUGUGUUUUUAAACGCCAUCAGUAAGGUGAAACCUUAUUUUAGUAAAGUGAUUAUUUGUUCAUGUGUAUUAAUACAGUUAUUCUUAUUACCGUCAUGUCAAUUGAGCAAUAAGUAUUUUUUCUUGUUUGGAGUGUUUCAUAAUGUCUUCCCUAUGAGCAGUCACAACAGUAGACAGAUUCUUACCUGCUUGGCUGUCAUGUGUAAUGUAAAGUUGAAAUAUGUUAUACAUACAAUAUAUAUACAACAUAAGCUGUCACUGUCCAUGUACUAACCAAGUAACAAUGCAUAAAUAAAGACCUAAUGUCAACAUUU